UUUAAUUACCACAUAUAUAGUUGUUAACCAUGCAUGCUUUUUUGUGAAUUCUUCAUUUUAAAUCAAAUCGAAAAAGGGAAGCUUUCAUCUUGCGUUGAUUCGGCAUGAGAAGAUGGAGACCGUCAUAGCGUGUCACUAUCAGCCAAGAGCAGAUAAUUUACUUAAAUAUCUUAACCACCCGGAAAAACCCGAAAAACUGUUUUUCUGCAUAUUGUGAAGACAUUCUUGGCUUGAGCCAGCAUAGAUCAACUUGCUGUUUAAAAAAUAGUAAUAUGAAUCCAGAUUAGAUGGCUAAUAAGGAAGCAAGCCCAGCCAUCCAGUAUCAUAUACACUCAACACAAAAUCUGACUGUUGCUGAAGAAAUAACAGUUGUAGAAUCUGCUGAGAUUGAUGGCGCAGAGUCUGAUGCUGAUGAUGGCACCACUGUUUCAGUUGGCGUCAUUCACAAUGGAUGUACAUCCCGCUGUACCCAGACGAUUGGUCAUAUCAUUCGUGACAGCAGUGGAGACACGUAUAUCACACAGAACUUGAAUCAGCUCAGAGUCAUUGUUAAUCAUGAGGCAAUGGAUAUGCUUAUAAAAAACGACUUCAGAGUGGAUAAAGUUCAGGACACUGUGCAUAAAUGUCUUAUGAGAUUAAACUGGAAUGGAGAGGAAAUUCUUCGCAAAGCUUUGACAGCAUUCAAACUGACACUAAAAGAAGACAUGAUGCCAAAUCUUCUAAAGGAAGUCAAAGACAUUAUUUUAGGUGGUGCAAAUCUAAGUAAAAUGCUCAGUUUGACUGAGGCAUUGUUUAAGGACUUUUCCAUGAAGUGGCUGGGCAUUGACCUUGGUUCCCUUGUAUUCAUUUUUGAGCAUAAAAGUGAGGAAGACUGCAAAAAGACCUUAGAAGGACAAAUGUGUCGGGUACGUCGAGAAAGGAUCAUUGACGUUCUGUUUAAGUUUUUACCAUCAUGGGUGCCCAGAGAUUACAGAUUGUGGGAUGUGUCUAAAUACACGCUGACUGAUAAAGAUUUCUUGGCAUGGCAAUCAUAUCCGGUCUCAUUUUAUCAAGGAGUAUACUCAGAAGAAAGAUCCUUGCUGAGAAUAGAGCAAAAGCUAGAAGAAAUGCUUGAGAAGAUCAAGGCCUCACUUGAGCAGUCUGUAGUCACACAGAUCAAGGAAUUUGCAAAGAAAGAAAUGUCUGAAUAUUUAUUGCAUUUCAAACAGGAGACACAAUAUGAACAAAGACUAGUACAUAUCGACAGCGGAAAACCAGAAAGUAUAGAAAGUGAACCUAAAAGAUCUCAUGUAAACACUUCUCAUUUUGAAGAACACCAACAAGCAAUGGAUGGAAUUUCAAGCAAACCCAGACAGCACCAAGACAAUUUGAACAAAAAGCACCCCGUUUUUCAUGCAUAUUCAGCUACAAGCAUGUCAAGACCUGAUCUGAAUUCACCACUUUACUCACAUUUUACCAAAGAAGAUACAGAUAAAAAGUGGCUUUCUGAUUAUAAUCUCCAAGAUCAGACCUUGAAGUCACUCCACCUUCAGCAGGUUGAAAAACAAUCUGAAGAUAUGUCUGUUGAAUAUAAAAGUACAAACACUGAACCUGCAAGGGAAACGUCACCUGAGAAGCCACCACCACCCCCAGAUGAUUCAAGUGAAGAAGAAAAGGAAGAGGCACCAUCGCCUAAAAAAUCAAAAGAACAGCUAGUGAUUCAGGCAGAACAGCUGCUGAACUGGGUAAAUGUGAAGAGCAGAGCAUCCCAAUCCAAAGAUCCAGAAAUUGUGCGCAUGAUGGAUCAAGUUAUCCAUGCUCUAGCUGACGAAGAUCAUCCAGCGCCUAAGGCUCGGGCCCUGGAUACAAUCCUUGUGCUGGACACAUCAGACAGUGUUGCUGAUCAACAUCUGGAUGCUCUAAAAGCCAUUGCACACACCUUUGUUGAUGGGAUAGAAGAAAUGGUCGACUCUAUGAAUCUGGAGGAAAAUCUGGCAGUGGUGCAGAUUGGGAAGGGUCGAGCUUGGGUCAGACAGCAUUUGACUAAUGACUACUCACGUGUGAGAGAGACUAUAGAUGAAAUUUCACCUCAUUCUGCUAUGGAAACAGGAGGAAAGACUCCCCUUUUCCAAGCUCUUAUGGUCUGUCUAGGAGCCAUUGAAGGCAGAGGUGGACUUGUGAAUAUUGCUGGCUGUCACCGUGUCAGGCCUCGCAUCAUCAUGGUUACAGAUGGGCGACCCACAGAUGAAGCCACGGAACAUGGCAAAGACCUACAGACUAACAUCAACGAGGUCAAGUUUGCUCUUGUUCAGCUUGUGACAGAGUUUGUUUCCAAGAAACAUAAGACCACACCUUCUCCUAUCUUCUGGGUGCCAGUUGGUUCUAAUCCAGACAGGCCAUUUUUAGAGUCCCUAGCAGGACUAAGCAAUGGAAAAGUGGUGGACCCUGAAAACAUUCACGAGCUUUGCAGAUAUUAUAAAACGCAGGAAACUAUUGGCUGUGUGUACAAGAUGGUGCGGAAGCAUCCAGACAUGUAUCAAACUAAAGAACAGGUUUUGACAGUUGUUACUGCAUUGGCAGGCAACCUUGAGAUAUCCGAAAAGGAUUAUAUUGUGGAGGAAGUCUGCAGAAAGCAGAGCGAACCCGAUAAUGAGCAGGUUGAUGCUGAUGACUUUAAUGGUGUGUUUGAGGACACAGAACGUGUUAAAAGUGGAGUGCUUUUGCCACUGGGCACACGAGUUGUGCGUGGUCAAGAUUGGAAGUGGGGCAACCAAGAUAAGGAUCAGCCAGGCACUGUCAUUCAGCACCGUCAAAAAGACAACUGGAUCUAUGUACUGUGGGACCAUGGGACUCACAAUGCCUAUCGCUAUGGUGAUGGAGGUCAGUUUGAUGUUAUGCAAGCCAGUCAUCGUCCUCGGAUCCUUGCUGAUUCUGAACUGAUUGAAGUUGGAGUUCAAGUUGAAAAAGGCAAAGGAUGGAAAUCAGGAGAGGAUGUUGGCGAUGGAAAAGGUGUCGUCAUUCGUAAGCGCAAAGAUGGCAAAAUCAAAGUACGUUGGAGUAAUGGAUACAUUGGCAAAUACAGAUUUACAUCAGAUAAAAAUUCUGUGCUUCAAGUCAGUGAAAUCUGCUAUGCUAUGACAAAGUCUGAAGAUUCUUCACAUGUCUUAUCUGAGGAGGACCAAGGAGCAGUUGGAGGACAUGACCCAUCUGAAGGAUUGGGUCCUCGUGUAUGGUUUUGGAGAGAAUCAAAAAUAGAUGAGUGGCAUAUGUAUGAUCCAGAAUUACAGGAAAAGAUACAAAGUGAAUAUAAACGCCGCCCGGAAGGUUCUUGUGUAGUCCGAAGAAAUGGACUGAAUCGGAGAGUGCUGUUUAAGACAAACCAGGAGAAGACUGUGGAUAAAGGACUGGUUUACGAAGUAAAAUCAGAAGUUGUAAGUGAAGGAAAUUAUCAAGAAGUGCUGCAAAAAGAGAUAUGAGGAGAGCUCCAACUGGUAUCAACAUACUACCUUGUCAUCUGUGUGUGAUCUAGCUUGUCAUGGAAACCAAGACAGGCAAAUGUUAGUAGCAAGAGUGAUAACAUAGCACACAGAAACUACCCCAUAUAAAUAUAAAAUAAAAGAAUAAUUUCUGCUCAACUGUAAAUUCAGUGAUGCAUUCAGACAUUUGUGUGCCUGUGCAUGCCAGUGGAUGCAUGUAAAUGAAUGAAGAGGUGAGGAUGUUUAUAUGACACUAGCAUGUGUAGAUUCCCUUGGGAUUUAUAAACUUGAUUGAGAAAGCUCAGUCCAACUUCACAAGGUGCAAAUUAUAGUUAUAAUAAUAAUUGUGUUUGUAAAGUGCAUUUCCCCAUGUGUAUGGAAAUUCACUGUGCUGCACAUGAAAGACUACAAAUGAACUGACAGUAACCAUACAAAAAACAUGUGACAGCAAAUGGAUGGUACCGUGGCAACCAUGAACAAAGUGCAUCGAUGAGGAACUGAGAACUGAGUGGAGUAGUAAACUUGAUUAUGCAAGGGAGGAAUUUUGGAUGGAUUUCAAGCGUCAAAUGUAGUCACAGUUUGAAGAGAAAGGGGUAGAGAAUCCAAACAGUGGGGCCUGGGAAGUAAAAGGAUCAUCUGUUAAAUUUGUUUGGUGGCACAGAGAGGAGGGUAACACAUGCAGGCAUCAUAAUUAAAGGUGUGAACCUCUUUACAUAGAAGAUAACCAACCAUUUCAGUUAAAGCAACAUCAGUAGAUGUGACUGGCAGCUAACAGGUCUUUUUGCUGGAUGUUUACUGCAGGAUUGGGAUUUUACUUAGUUUAGACUGGAAGUUUCAGGAUCUUAAUCAGUUUAUUUCAAUGCUGUGUUUCUAGCUGGGUUGGAUGUUUUAGGUAACCUUUCAUUGAGCUUGUGGAGCUGAUGCAUUUUGAUUUGUUCAUGCUUGCUUCUGAAAGCAGAAAAGUAAUGAAGUUUAGGAUGAAAGAUGCUAGCUUAAUGUAUCUAUGUGCAUUCAGUUGCAUGCUUGUGGCCUAGGUUGGUAUGAACAGAUAAAUUAUGUUUAUAUGUGUGAAUGGAUCAAAGCAGUAUGGUGCCUAACUUCAUGUCCUUUUUUUGAUACUUCAAGUUCAUAAACUGAGCUUCUUUAUCAUGUCAUUCAAGACAUUUUCCUAUUUACCUGCUGGCAAGGACUUCUUACUCUGUAUAUUUUGAUAAUAUAUAUACUUUGUUUUACUGCCUUAUUAAGUUUAGUGUUAUGUAACGCUUGUUAAAGUGAAGGUUUUUCCAAUCAGGUGCAGUCUAGUCCUUGUAUCUGUUACAGCCUCGUCCUGUACUCUAUUGGAAAACAAGUUGCAGGUUCAUAGCACCAUUCGUACAUGUGAGAUGCACUAGAAUACUAAAUGAUUUUUGGUCAAAUUAUUAAAAGUAUAAUAGAUAUAUUUAGAUCCAUUUAUAACUAUUUUACUUGUAAUUUCCAGCCAUUUCUGUUAUGCAAGAAUAAUACUGCUCCUCUCUAGAAUUUUAUUAAGCAGUUCUAUUGUCAGCAAGAUUUGUCCCCUUGACACAAGCAGGUUGACACCUAUAAAGUGUAUUGACUAAGUAUAUGCAAAUUUGAUUAAAAAAUGCCAGGAUCAUAAUUGUGACUACAAAUGAUAAGCUCAUCGGCAAGAAACCUGUUAAUGCAUGAAAUCUGUAUCAGUAUUAUUCUCAGAAUGUGUGACUUGUAUCUUUGAGCACUUCCUGAACAUAAUAACAUAAGUCAUUGUCAUUGUAUAUACCGUACUGUGUACUGAUACAUGCUUCUUAAGACAGGUGCAUCGAAGUGAGCUUAAUUCAGUGAACUGUGUAUGCAAGGGGGGACUGUGUGAUGAUUUCCUUUUUCAAGGAUAUUAACUUGUAAAGUCGUGCAGGAUUUUUAAGAUAAAUAGAAUUUCCCUGUAUUUAAUUUCUUGCAAACACGUUUUAUUGGCAGAUUUGUUAAGCAAAAUUAUGGUACAUGUGUGUGUGUGUGAGAGAGAGCAUAUAUAUAAAUGGAUCUGUGCAUGUUGGUGUACAUGUAUUUACAUGUGCAAAUUUGUCAUUCUGCAUGUUGCAAAUGUGAAAUAAAAAAGUGCAUGCUGCUAAAUCCAUCA
Molecule: messenger RNA, 5586 nt
Organism: Pomacea canaliculata
Lineage: Eukaryota; Metazoa; Mollusca; Gastropoda; Architaenioglossa; Ampullariidae
Exons: 26
Coding region: 288-3455 (1055 amino acids)
Biological process (GO): protein ubiquitination
Molecular function (GO): ubiquitin-protein transferase activity; metal ion binding
Source: RefSeq, a predicted model, not a curated record